Messenger RNA from Mytilus trossulus (common blue mussel), 3177 nucleotides. Its product is annotated as bestrophin-4-like. The transcript is spliced from 13 exons. Gene Ontology annotation, molecular function: chloride channel activity. The record is from RefSeq and is a predicted model, not a curated record. Lineage: Eukaryota; Metazoa; Mollusca; Bivalvia; Mytilida; Mytilidae. Bases 174 to 2330 code for a protein of 718 amino acids.
CAAAUCAGCUAGCGUCAUAGUUAAUAUUUUAACAGCUCCAUUUGUCAACCUGUUGUUAUUACUAGAUCUAUCAAAGGAAAAUUUUACAGAGAAUUUAGCAGACAUUGCAAAGUUACAAGAAGCAUCAUAUCUUUAUAACAGGAAUACACGGAUUUAAACAAAAUUGUGUUACCAUGACAAUAAUUUAUCAAUAUAAAGUAGCAACUACUGGACUAGGAACAUUUACAAAACUGUUAGCAAGAUGGAGGGGUAGUGUGUAUAAGUUACUAUAUAAAGAAAUGCUAAUAUAUUCCGCUCUUUAUACCGUUAUCGCUUUAAUUUAUCGGUUGGUACUAAAUGAUGACCAGAGAACAUUAUUUGAAAAGGUUGUGAUAUCAUGUAAUCAGUAUACUUCCUAUAUUCCUCUGUCAUUUGUUCUCGGAUUUUAUGUUUCCAUGGUAGUUUCAAGAUGGUGGAGACAAUUCCAGAAUUUUCCUUGGCCAGACAGGACCGUAUUCAUGUUGUGUUGUUAUCUUCCCGGACAAACAGACAGGAAGCGGGUACUCAGAAGAACUGUUGCAAGAUAUCUGAUGUUUGGAAUUAUACUAAUAGCUCGUUCAAUAAGUGUAGCUGUCAUGAAAAGAUUUCCUACGCUGGACCACAUAGUAGAAGCAGGAUUCAUUACAAAAGAGGAAGCAAUGAUGUAUGAAAACAUUGAUUGCAGAUACAACAAGUUUUGGGUUCCCUUCAUGUGGAUCAAUAGUGUUCUUGUAACCGCAAGAAAAGAAGGUCUUAUACAAACUGAAUGGGGACUCAGAAUGAUAAUAGAGCCUCUUGCAGACAUUAGAGAUACUUGUUCGAAGUGUUUUGUAUACGACUGGAUAACAAUACCUUUGGUAUACACCCAGGUUGUAACGUUAGCCGUGUACACAUUUUUUGCAACAACAUUGAUAAGUCAACAGUUCCUUGAUCCUUCGAAGAACUACAAAGGAUAUGGAAUGGAUUUUUAUAUUCCUAUAUUCACAUUGCUGCAAUUUUUCUUCUAUAUGGGGUGGCUAAAGGUAGCAGAACAGUUAAUUAAUCCGUUUGGAGAAGAUGACGAUGACUUUGAUAUAAACUGGUUGAUUGAUAGACACGCUGCUGUUGUUAUGGCUUUAGUGGACCAAAUGUGUGACCAAUGUCCUCCUCUGGUUAAAGACUUACAUUUUGAAAACAUGUUUACUGAAGUACCGUAUACAGAGGCGUCAAUUGGGUCUAAAAGGCCAAUGUAUCUUGGUUCAACCUACAACCUGGCGUCACCGUCUACUCGCGGAUCAAGAAUAGUGUUGGGUGAUGUUAUGGACCAAGACUCUAAUAGACACAUGUCUUUUGGAAGUAAUGCUGCUGGAUCAUUACUUAGCAUUGUUACCGGUAGAUCAUCGUAUUCACGACCACGUUUUUGUUCUACAAAUUCUCACGAUCAUUUGUACAAUAUGCCACUAGAAAAACAAUACAUGGAUUACCAGCCAAUACCAAAUGGUAUCAACCCUGAGACAAUGAGUUAUAUGGAUGAAGAUACGGAUUUUAAAAAGCCGUCAAGCUUGAAAGCUCCCAGAAUGACCAAACGAAAGUCAUGGUCAUCUGAUUCUAGUCUUACGAAACGAACUUUGGCCAGAGUUGCAAUCACGGGGAGAGAUAGAUCUAAUACAGAUUCCAGAAAGUCAAGGAAAAGAAAAGUCAGUUUUCCUUUACAUUUAAUUAAAUUCUUCAGUAGAACAGACUCCAGAAAAUCUUCUAAUGAUUCAAAUUCUACUGUUAAGUCUGUAGGGAAAUCGUCAGUUAAAACGAGAAGCUUUGAGGAAGGACUUGAAAAAGACUUUGAUUAUGCACAGGAAUACGUCCCACUAAGACGUGCACAUGUUGACCCAAAUGAUGAUGAAAAUUCAAAUGAAAUAGUGAAAAGUAAAAGUAAAGCUAGAAGGAGAAAAACAAGCUGUCCUCCGAAUCUUUUCGAACAUGUUUCCGAUAUCAAGCGGAAACUUUCCUCGCCAGGUACCCAUGACAGAACAUCCAGAUUUACUAUUGAGAAGAUAUCAGAUGGAUCAGAUAUUGAUGCUCGUUCUAUGCAGAGAAGAAAUGCACAGAAGAUAGAGAAUUUUAUUUCUGAUCAUGCAGUUUCACGGGCACCUUUGCUGUCGACAGUGGAAGAAGGGGGAACAAUAACAAGCAUUUCACAGUUGGAGGACACUGUGAUUAGACCCUCACCUACAAUACAAGAGGAAGAGGAACCAUUUGAGUUUGGAGAUGUUCCAACAGUGCUCUUACUCCCUGUUAUUCAAGUCAACGGCCAGGCUGCUGAUAUUAUACAAUAAUAUUGUUAGAAUGUGAACAUGUUUCAGUGUUUCACAUGAAAGGUGAUUUUACCCGACAGUAUUACUUUAUCCAUUUGAGCUGACCACGCAGAAAGUGGCAGCUCGUAGCUAAAGGAUUGUCUAUUGAAAAAAUGUUAAUUUCAUCAGAUUUUGUCUGACCGUUUUGCCGACAUUAUUUUCUUGGCAAUUUUUCACCCAAAACUCUUUGAGAAAACAACUUCAUAUUUGAACAUCGACUUUUGAAUAUCAAAUAGUUCGAACGAUUCGGGGGUAGAGUUAAGGCUGUCAGACACCAUGUACAUAUCUGUUAUCACUUAUGUCAUGCAGUAUAAAAAUAUAAUAUCAUUUCGAUACCAACAAAAAGAACACAUUAAAUACAUGUUGAAUUAAAAUAAGAUUAAUCUGAGAAAUUAAGGUACAUAUCUAUACGCAUCGUGCGUUUAUAGAACUAUUUUUUUUUAAUAUAUGAUAAUUAUAAAUUUAUGUAUUAUCAGGUACCACUAUAAAAUAAAUAAAAAAUAUAAUAAAAUCUAUCUUAUUUUGAAUAAUCAGUAAUUUAGGCCGGGCAAAACAACUGCUUCACAGUCGAUGACGGUUUUGUUACAACUAUCGUCGUUAUCACAAUCCCGUCCUCCUUUUCCCUAAAUGUUACCUUCAUAUUUUUAAAACAGAAAUCAGUUACACAAAGAGUACAAAAUGAUUAGAUUCAAUGACAUGUUUGGAUCUUCAAGGAAUAAAAUGCCAUGAAAACAUAAGAAAACGGUAGUCAUAUAGUUCAAACGUCUUAAAACUUCGAAAAAAAUCGAUAAAAUCCUAUUUCCGACGUUACAAAUGUGCUUAAUUUACA